UAAAUGAAAGUUUGAAAAUUCUCGUCAGCGACCAUUCUCGCCAACGUCCUACCCAGUUUAUGACUUGUCAAAACCAUUGAGGUUAUGUCAUAGAGGUUAUGUGUUCAAAAUGACGAAUUUGGGGCACUUUAUCACACUAUGCGCCACAAUUCUCUCAGCCCACGCGAUCUACGAAGACCAGGUGGGCAAAUUCGACUGGAAACGCUCAUUUAUCGGCAAAGUAAAGCACGCUCAAUUCGACACCAAACGCCUGAUUGUGACCACACAUGAGAAUAUCAUUGCUAGUCUGAGCCCCAAAACUGGCGAAAUACAAUGGCGCCAAUUGAUGGAGGACCCCCAGGAGCACCAGCCCCAGCUCCUGCACCUGGACAAGGACGCGGUCACAGUUUCUGGGGGCAAGUCCCGGUUUUACGUGCGCGGGUGGGACGCCCCCACUGGAAGCCUCCUGUGGGAGUGGCCCCUGGUGCUGGACCGCCCCGGCGACUCGUUCUGGCUGCUCCAAGGCGACUUGUUAGUGCAUGUUUUGGCAAUUAAGGGCUCCCACAUGGAAGUGACUCAGUUUAGUGUCAAAACGGGGGAAGUCCGGGCCAAGACGCGCAAAAUCCCCGAAACGUGGGUUUCCGGUGACAAGUGCGUAACAGCCAACCCCUACUUCGUGUGUGUUUUUAACGGACAGUUGUUUUGGCUGGAUGUGGUUAAUGAGGGGGGCAGAGCCUCGUCCCAGCCGAUUCAAGGGGGCCCUGACUGUAAUCUCCUCGAGUUUGAUGGCCCAAAACCCGCCGUAUUACUCGUGAGACAAAAUAGCGCUAAAAUCGUGGAACUUGGGGGCGCAGUUUUGCCGCACGAAGUGGCCCCAAACGCUGUCUCGAUCGGUAGUUCUGUUUUUCAACUUGAGGCAAAUUUGGACAAUUUGGAUAAAUUGGUUCGGGUGAAAUCGUUUGAUCUAGUGAGCGGGCGUGAAAGUUCGGUCGAGAUCGAUUAUCCGUUAGGUCUCGGAGGACCAUAUAUUGUGUCGGGGCAGUGCCGUGGCCCCGCCUGCGAGCUCCUCCUCUCCAGCACUGACCACGCCCUCACGCUAGUCCGCCUGCCCGAAGGGCGCGUCUCCUGGACGCGUGAAGAAGCCUUAAGUAACAUAAUCUCAGUCGAAUUUUUCGAGUUACCAGUGUCCGACCUUGAGGCCAGUAUCGAGACCGAAUUUACCGACAACGACGUCAUCACCAUGUUCACGCGCCGCAUUUCCACCCAAACCAAACAGCUCGUUAAUCUAGUGAGCGGGCAGUUCGGCUCAACUCGGGACGACUUCGGCCUACACCGUAUCAUUGUCGUGGCAACGGCCGUCGGUAAACUCUUCGGGAUUGACACGCUUCGCAACGGAUCAAUCGUGUGGACGUACCGCCUACCGAACGUCAAGCCUGUGAUGCUAUUGGUGCAGCGCACGGCGCGACACGCCCCCUUGCCCGCCCAGUGCGUGCUAUUGGCCCAGGACGUGACGACGGGAGGCGGGGUUUUGUUCGCCUUUGAUCCGAUUAGCGGGGAGUCACGCGGGCUGGACCGGUUGUCCUAUCGGAUCAAGCAGGCGUUUGUGGCGCCCAAUGAGGACGAGGAGCAUCUCAAACCGGUGAUUGUGAUUGGUGCGGACGAUUCAGUGCGGGUGUUCCCCGAAAGGGGUCCCAAAACAGUCGCUUAUGUUUAUACAAUCGAUCAAAGUCUGGUUCAAGGUUAUAGACUUGAACCGGACGGGUUAAAACCGGUAUGGAACCUAAACUUGGGUGUGUGUGACCUUGUGGGGGUUAGCACACGUCCGGUGACCGAGCGGGUGCAUUCCCAAGGUCGGGUCUUGCACGACCGGUCGGUUCACUACAAGUAUGUUAACCCCAAUUUAAUUGCGUUGGCAACACUGAGUGAAGACCCGGUACAUAAGAGCGUUCUUAACGUGUUCCUGGUUGAUGGUGUGACCGGUUUUGUUGUCUACUCGACCUCGCAUAAAAAAGCCAAAGGGCCGGUACAUUUAGUACAUUCGGAAAACUGGCUCGUUUAUACGUUUUUCAACGAACGGUUCCGAAGAACCGAAAUCGUGGCAACGGAACUGUACGAAGGCUCAAUCCAGAGUAACAGUACCGUAUUCAGUUCCUUUGCCAUAAGUCAGUUACCAGAGGUCAAAACCGAGUCAUACAUCCUACCAGCUAACCCCGUCUCCAUGUCAGUAACUCUGACCGAACGUGGGAUAACCAACAAGUUUUUGUUGGUCGGGACCAGUUCUGGCAGCGUUGUGGAAAUCCCCUGGAUGUUGCUCCAGCCGCGGUUUGCCGACAUGCCCUGCGGUCCAGAAGAGAGCUGUUUCCCCUACAUGCCAGAAAUCGCCAUACCGCCCGAAGCCACUAUUAACUACAACCAAACUCUGGCAAGGAUUCGCAAAAUCGCAGUGGCCCCUGCCAAGCUGGAGAGUACAAGUCAUGUGUUGGUCCACGGGUUGGACUUGUUUUAUACGCGAGUGGCGCCCUCUAAGACUUUUGAUUUGUUGAAGGAGGAUUUUGAUCAUCGGUUGAUUGUUUUGGUUUUGGUGGGACUGGUGGUGGCAUCGUAUGUUACCAAGUAUCUGGCGGCCAAGAAGGCGCUAAGACAGGCUUGGAAGUAAUUAGGCAAUAAAUUAAGGGUGGGUGUCCAUGGACGGGCUUUGGAUAUUUUUUUAUUUUUUGGGAGGAUGGUUUUAUACCCUAUCUGGUCGUGAUGGUAGUCUUGAAAGUAUGGUGUUUUUGUGCUCCAGUUUAAAAGUUUGAAUAAGAUUUCCGAAGUAUUUGAAUGACCUUGAGACUUAAAUAGUAUAUAGAUCCUACACGAGAAUAACAAAAAUAUUUUAAAAUUGCAGUUGAAGGAAAUGUAUGAUGUGCAAAAGAAUGAUUAUUUCAUACAUGUUUAGUAAAACUGCUGUUUUUUUAACUUAAAGUCAUUUAAUUAACCAAGGAGCAAUCAUAACUAAUGCCAUUAUUUUUUAUGGUUUUACAGUGCCAUUAAUUUUGAUAUUUAUUAUGUCUCAUGGUUAAUUUUUAUAUGCAUGGUCAUUGAAAACACAUUCAAAAUUUCGAUUUUCUCUACACAAAUUGUAGUUUAUUUAUUAUAUUAAGUAAAGAAAAGUUGUUCAUUAUCUGCCUACUUUUCUUUACGUCUAUGCCACUUGUUUUUCUUAUAGAAAAAAACAUAAAGAUUUGGUAAUAAUUUUUUACCAGUAGAAUAAAAAAUAACUAAAUUAAAUAAUCUACCAUAGGUAUCUGUAAAAGCAAACAAUGGUUUUAGGAGGAAAAGUGCAUAAGUGCAGGCUUUCACGAUUACUGUCGACAUUCGAGGUUUUAAAACAGAUUAUAUGAUGAAAAAAUGUUAAAAAUCCAAAAUGCCGUUUUAUGGAUAUUACCAAUUUAAGUUUUAGUCAAUGUGCACCUUUGUUGUUCUGUUUGUUGUACAAUCAAGUCAGUUGUUUUGUUGUUUGAUACUGUGUCUUUAUACAGCAUUUUGUAAGAUAAUUACGUUCGGUACGGACGUGGCGUAAUUUGUAAUUAGAGUUGUUGGGUCGUGUAUAAAGUGUAAACAAAGACCAAAUAAAAAGUUUAAAAUGCAAA
Molecule: messenger RNA, 3611 nt
Organism: Tribolium castaneum (red flour beetle)
Lineage: Eukaryota; Metazoa; Arthropoda; Insecta; Coleoptera; Tenebrionidae
Gene: EMC1
Product: ER membrane protein complex subunit 1
Exons: 1
Coding region: 110-2635 (841 amino acids)
Biological process (GO): protein folding in endoplasmic reticulum
Cellular component (GO): EMC complex
Molecular function (GO): protein binding
Source: RefSeq, a predicted model, not a curated record